AUGGUUGAUUUACCAAGCGGGACUACACAGGAAGGGGCCAUGACGGCAAAAGAUGAGAGUGCACGGCUGAUUGAGAAAAAAGCUGAGGAGGUCACUGUUGAGGUUUCUGGCAGAAAGAAGGAGGAAAAGAAGAAAGCUACUUCGCCAGCAACUGUGACUAUACCAUUCCCUCAGCGCCAGAAGAAAGAGAGGAUGAAAGAGCGGCUCUCUAAGUUUUUAGAGAUCUUUAAGAAGGUGAACAUCAAUAUUCCGUUGGUGGAGAUGUUACUAGAGAUGCCGCAAUAUGCCAAAUUUCUCAAGGACAUAGUCUCACGAAAGAAGAAGUUGGGAGAGUUUGAGACGCAAUUCAGAAGGUCACUCUGCGACUUGGGGGCGAGCAUCAAUCUCAUGCCGUUAUCUGUUUUCAAGCAGCUGGCGAUUGGAGAGUUGAAGUCGACAUCUAUGAGGCUGCAGAUGGCAGACAGGUCGGUCACCUAUCCUCAUGGAAUUGUGGAUAAUGUGCUCGUGAAGGUGGGGGGUUUUAUUCUCCCUGCAGAUUUUGUGGUUUUAGACAUUGAGGACGACAACAAAAUUCUGCUGAUUUUGGGGCGCCCAUUCCUUCCAACGGGAAGAGCUUUAAUUGAUGUGGAGAAAGGAGAGCUCACGCUGCGAGUUCACGAUGAAAGCCAAACCUUCCAUGUCUAUGAACCAUGCCGCAUCCACAAGGACAAAGUGCCCAAGAAAGUUAAAGAUCCGGGCAAGGACCCAGGUGAUCAGAGUUCGCAGGAAGGGAGCACAGCUGGUAAGAGUGGAGCAGGGAGCAGCUGUUCGCAGCACUGCUUGUACCAGCCUCCAUGA
Molecule: messenger RNA, 837 nt
Organism: Salvia miltiorrhiza (redroot sage)
Lineage: Eukaryota; Viridiplantae; Streptophyta; Magnoliopsida; Lamiales; Lamiaceae
Exons: 3
Coding region: 1-837 (278 amino acids)
Source: RefSeq, a predicted model, not a curated record